Messenger RNA from Aspergillus nomiae NRRL 13137, 1563 nucleotides. RefSeq names its product sugar porter family MFS transporter. The transcript has 6 exons. Gene Ontology annotation, molecular function: carbohydrate:proton symporter activity. The coding region runs from base 1 to 1563 and encodes 520 amino acids. The record is from RefSeq and is a predicted model, not a curated record. Lineage: Eukaryota; Fungi; Ascomycota; Eurotiomycetes; Eurotiales; Aspergillaceae. Gene Ontology annotation, biological process: transmembrane transport; carbohydrate transport. Gene Ontology annotation, cellular component: membrane.
AUGUCAGUCAUACUCAGAAGACUCGUCCACAAUGAGGCGAUGCGCGAGGACCCUAAAGAGAUUUAUGGAUGGAGAGUGUACAUGCUCGCCUGUUCGGCUUGCUGUGGCGGCAUGCUGUUCGGAAUGGAGACCGGUAUCAUAGGAGGUGUCCUUACGAUGGACCCUUUCCAAGUAAAAUACGGAUUAAAGAACCUUGGAGAUGUAGGAGAGGCCAAUCUCUCCGCUAAUAUUGUAUCCACACUACAGGCAGGGUGUUUCUUUGGCGCCCUCAUCGCCUCCCAAAUAGCAGACAAAUGGGGUCGAAAGAUAGGGUUAAUAUCCGCAUCGCUAAUUGCUAUCGUUGGCGUUAUCAUGCAAUCUAAUCAACGGUUUCGGCGUCGCUUCGCCUCAAUGAUAAAUCCUCUCUAUGUCUCCGAAAACGCUCCUAGAGCUAUCCGCGGUGGUCUAACAGGCCUCUACCAACUGUUCAUCACAAUGGGAAUCAUGCUCGCUUUCUGGAUCAACUACGGCUCUACCCUUCACAUCAAGGGCACAGCGCAAUACAUGGUUCCACUUGCCAUGCAGGCCCUCCCCGCCCUUCUUCUGCUUGUGGGUAUGCUCCUAUGCAACGAAUCCCCCCGCUGGCUCGCAAAGCAGGACCGCUGGGAAGACGCUCGGAAGACUCUCUCCCGCGUGCGCAACCUCCCCCCAACGCAUCCGUACGUCGAGAACGAGUUCCAAGAUAUUGUCAACCAACUCGAGCAAGAGCGCCAACUCAUCGGUGGCUCCGGUUUCUGGGACCUUAUGAGAGAGAUGUGGCUCAUCCCAAGCAACCGCAAACGAGUCAUGAUCAGCAUCUUCCUCAUGGUCUGUCAGCAAAUGACUGGCACGAACGCCAUUAACUACUACGCACCGCAGAUCUUCAAGAAUCUGGGCAUCACCGGCAACACGACAGGCCUGUUCGCCACAGGAGUGUACGGAAUCGUAAAGAUGGUGGCAUGUGCCGUCUUCCUAGUCUUCGUUGCCGAUUCUCUAGGCCGUCGACGUUCUCUCCUCUGGACGUCUGUCGCCCAGGGUCUAGCCAUGCUCUACAUUGGGUUAUACGUCCGUAUCGCGCCCCCAGUGGAAGGCCAGCCCGUCAUCCCCGCCGGCUAUGUGGCUCUCGUCUGUAUCUUCCUCUUUGCCGCAACCUUUCAGUUCGGCUGGGGUCCCGUCUGCUGGAUCUAUGUCUCUGAGAUUCCGACUACCCGACUGAGAAGUUUGAACGUCGCCUUCGCUGCCGCGACUCAGUGGCUGUUCAACUUUGUCGUUUCUCGUGCUGUUCCCAAUAUGCUGGUGACCGUUGGUGCUAAUGGUUACGGGACAUACAUCAUUUUCGCCUGUUUCUGUUUCUCGAUGGGCGUCUGGGUUUGGUUCUUUAUUCCCGAUACCAAAGGCCUCUCGCUGGAGAAAAUGGAUGAGCUCUUCGGUGCCACUAGUAAUGCUACUCAUCUGAAGACUGAAGAUAUAGAGAGGAGUGCGUCCCAAGCGGAGGGUGACCACAAAGCUGAGGUUGCUACAGAAACUAGGGUGGAAAGGGUGUAA